Messenger RNA from Malurus melanocephalus (red-backed fairy wren), 1298 nucleotides. RefSeq names its product shieldin complex subunit 3 (gene SHLD3). Gene Ontology annotation, biological process: positive regulation of isotype switching; negative regulation of double-strand break repair via homologous recombination; positive regulation of double-strand break repair via nonhomologous end joining. The record is from RefSeq and is a predicted model, not a curated record. Bases 194 to 943 code for a protein of 249 amino acids. The transcript is spliced from 2 exons. Lineage: Eukaryota; Metazoa; Chordata; Aves; Passeriformes; Maluridae.
CCCGCGGGUGAAGGCCAUGGACGUCAACCAGCCCAAGCAGGAGCAUUUGCUGGCCCUGAAAGGUCCUGUUUUCUACUGAUCUUUGCAUCAUGGGGCAAGGAAAUUCUUGUAAAUAAGAUGUCUCAGUCUAGAUAUGAGAAUCGUAAUCAAGAGACUGUUUUCCUAAGAAUCACUGGAUUCCUACUGUUCAAGCAUGGAAGUGGUCUUGCACUAUCGACCACAUCAGAAAGAUCUAAUAAAACUGCAGAAAUUUGCAGAAGCAGCAGUGAAGGAGUUUCCCAUUCGUCARUUACCAAGAUUUACACCCUGGUUUCCAAAUGAUUUACACAGACUUCCCCUCAAACCAAAAAAGCAGGCACCUGUUAUUUCUUAUGAGGAAGUAGAAGAAUUGAAACAACUUUCUGCACCUUCAGAAUAUGUUACAGGAUCUCCUGAUUAUGACUGCACAAAAAAUCUCCUUGAGUUUCACUCUAGCAUGAAAAAUGGUCCGACUUUAAUCCAAACACAGGCUGUUCACCAACCAAUUAACUUGGACUAUCAAGGAGAACCACCACCUAAUGGAGAACAAAAAUUGAAAAGGUCUUGGAGUGCCUCUCUCCCUAGCGCUAAACUCAAAGGAAAGAUCCAUCCUUUAUCUCAAGAACUGCAAAAUAAUUUGGAAAGACUAAAAUUGCAUGCAUUUUAUAGAGCAAAGUGGACAAUUGAACAGUCUGUUUGUAAUAACCAUAAUUUGGAGGAUAUAUGGAUAAAAUUGAACAGACUAAUUAAACAGAAUGAGUUGCCAUCUUGCAAUGCUACUAUCCAAAGAUCUGUGGGACAGAUAUGGAUUUUCUGUGAUAUAUUAUACUGUGAAUAUGUUAGAAAUAUUCUUAGGGAAAAGCUAAAUCUUACAGAUAAAAUGGAUUUGUUUGUACAUAAAUAUGGAACUAUAUUUAGUUUGUAACUUAAGAUAUAAAUCAGUAAUAAAAUUUCUGUCUGAAAUACUGGAGUUUUUAAGCAGUUUAGAAUAUAUAGACUUUAGAACAACUGAUGAACUAAGGUAAUAAAAUUACUUACAUUACUUUGCUACAGUUUUCUAACCAUGAUGAUACAUUUCUUUAACUUAGUUCUGCCUCAGGACUUACAGUUCUGUAAAGAUCAGUAAGUUUAUGUUUGGCUAAGUACUGCAUUUUAUAGCUUUUCUCUACCUAUGUGGUCUAAAGGAACAAAAUGGAAGUAAAAAUUCCAGAUUUUUUCCACAGUUUGUAGUUAUCUGUGUCAGAUAAUAAAACUUAUGAUUUCAAUUAAACAAAGUGCAU